Molecule: messenger RNA, 1963 nt
Organism: Nymphaea colorata (pocket water lily)
Lineage: Eukaryota; Viridiplantae; Streptophyta; Magnoliopsida; Nymphaeales; Nymphaeaceae
Product: T-complex protein 1 subunit theta
Exons: 13
Coding region: 109-1743 (544 amino acids)
Biological process (GO): protein folding
Cellular component (GO): chaperonin-containing T-complex
Molecular function (GO): ATP binding; ATP hydrolysis activity; ATP-dependent protein folding chaperone
Source: RefSeq, a predicted model, not a curated record
GUCGUUCUUGCAUCCCUUACUAGUCGUUGCCGCCUUCUUCGUGCGAAGGAGGGAAAAAGGAGACACGGGAGAGAGUGAGAGUGCCUCCAUUUCUAGGGUUCCGCAGAGAUGGUGUACCAGUUCCAGCCCUAUGGCAUCCAGGCGAUGCUCAAGGAAGGCCACAGGCACCUUUCGGGGCUCGACGAGGCCGUCCUCAAGAACAUCGACGCCUGCAAGCAGCUUUCCACCAUUACUCGAACCUCUCUUGGUCCUAAUGGCAUGAAUAAAAUGGUUAUUAAUCAUUUGGACAAGCUUUUUAUUACAAAUGAUGCUGCAACAAUUGUGAAUGAACUUGAGGUUCAACAUCCUGCUGCAAAGAUUCUAGUCUUGGCUGGAAAAGCACAACAAGAGGAAAUAGGUGAUGGGGCAAAUCUUACAAUAUCAUUUGCUGGGGAGCUUCUCCAGAAUGCGGAGGAGCUGAUCCGAACAGGAUUACAUCCUAGUGAAAUCAUUAGUGGCUAUACUAAAGCUAUUGAUAAGACAGUUGAAGUUCUGAAUGAGUUGGUUGAGAAAGGUUCAGAAACAAUGAAUGUGCGAAACAAGGAUGAAGUUGUUUCUCGAAUUAAAGCUGCUGUUGCUAGCAAGCAAUUUGGUCAGGAGGAUGUGUUAUCCCCACUCAUUGCUGACGCAUGCAUCCAGGUUUGCCCCAAGAACCCGGUGAAUUUUAAUGUGGAUAACGUUCGAGUUGCAAAGCUUGUUGGUGGAGGUUUGCACAAUAGCACUGUUGUCCGUGGCAUGGUUUUAAAGAAUGAUGCUGUUGGAACCAUCAAAAGAAUUGAAAAAGCUAAAGUUGCAGUUUUCUCUGGAGGUGUAGACACAUCUGCGACUGAAACAAAAGGAACUGUUCUUAUUCGAAGUGCUGAGCAGUUAGAGAGCUAUGCAAAAACUGAGGAAGCUAAAGUUGAAGAGCUCAUUAAAUCAGUUGCUGAUUCUGGUGCCAAAGUUAUUGUUAGUGGUGCAGCAGUUGGAGAUAUGGCAUUGCAUUUCUGUGAACGUUACAAGCUCAUGGUUCUGAAAAUAAGCUCAAAAUUUGAACUCAGGAGAUUUUGCCGUACGACUGGUGCUGUAGCACUUUUGAAGCUUAGCAAGCCAAAUGCAGAUGAACUAGGAUAUGCUGACUCAGUUUCUGUUGAAGAAAUUGGUGGUACACGGGUUACUAUUGUGAAAAAUGAAGAGGGUGGAAAUUUCGUUUCAACGGUUGUGUUGCGAGGAAGUACCGAGAGCAUCUUGGACGAUCUUGAAAGAGCAGUGGAUGAUGGUGUGAAUACAUAUAAGGCAAUGUGCAGGGAUAGUCGCAUUGUUCCAGGGGCUGCAGCUACUGAAAUUGAGUUGGCGAGAAGAAUAAAGGAGUUUUCUUUUAAAGAAACUGGGUUGGAUCAAUAUGCCAUCGCAAAAUUUGCAGAAAGCUUUGAAAUGGUUCCUAAGACCUUGGCUGAGAAUGGUGGACUCAACGCAAUGGAGAUUAUUUCUUCUCUUUAUGCUGAGCAUGCAGCUGGAAAUGUCAGAGUGGGAAUUGACCUGGAGGACGGUGCUUGCAGAGAUAUAGCAGCCAGGAACAUUUGGGACCUUUAUGUCACAAAGUUCUUUGCUCUCAAAUUUGCGGCUGAUGCUGCCUGCACGGUUCUUAGGGUUGACCAGAUAAUAAUGGCAAAACAAGCUGGUGGCCCGAAGAGAGAUGCACCUGCUGCCAUGGAUGAGGAUUGAUUGUUGUUGUGAGUUAUCCGUUCAUUGAGUUAUUUUGACAGAGUUGAUUGAGACGCAAUUGAAGGUUUUCCGGAGGAGGCCCACCUUCUAUGUUUGUGUAAAAUUUUUUUGGUGUUGUGUUCCUCACAGCUUUAGGAGUUUGCUUAGUACUUCAGGUCUUGAUAAAUUUUGGCUUCACUUGAUCUAUAAUUCACUUAAAGUGAUUGUCGUUUAUAUGUUA